CUCGUAUGCGACCAAACCCAAAACCUUUGACUUCCUUUCUACUCCUUUUUCUCUUCAACCACUUUCCCCCCACCUCACCUCACAUCACAUUCUUCACCUCUCGAUUUUCCGUGUUUGAGACAUUUCGUGAUACAUUUUUUCUUUUCUCUUUUCUCUUUUCUCUUUUCUCUUUUCUCUUUUCUCUUUUUUCUUACUAUUUUGGCAACUGUUAAAAGGUGAGACUUUAUCUUACAGUGAAUCUAUCUUUUCUUUCAGUUUUGCCUUUGGGUGUCUCAAACCAAUUCAAGGCAGUAUCCAAAAACAACUCCAUAGGCUACACUACCCUCAACCACCGUCACCAACAACUUCAAUAAUCAGACUAUCGUAACUCACAAGCUUUUGAUCUUUCGCCAAAAUGGCUGCUGGAGGAGUCAACAGUGGACUUGAUACCGAGGUUUCCUGCAAGAGCUGCAAUAUUACUUUUAAGGAAUGGAAUGCCUUCCACAAUCAUAAGGUGACUAGCAGAGAUCAUAUCUGUUGUGAUAUCUGCAGCACAGACUUCCAUACAGAUGAAGGUCUCAAGCGUCAUCGAACCUUGGCAAGUCAAUUUGAUUUAAUUUCAGUCAGGCCAUGAUUGACUAACGACUUGGGCAACCCCAGAUGCACCCAAAAGAACAAGACCUUUCAUGCCUGGGCUGUGGCAAACGAUUCAUUCGUUUAGGAUCUCUAAUUGCUCACCUGGAACUCGAUAGCUGUCGCCCAGUCAACGAAGAAAGAGGAAAUCUUGCGGCCCGUACGCGGCAGAAACAAGAAUUGCAUGCCAAAUUCAAGGCUGGUUUGAAGAACAUUGAUGAAAACGCUGGGCCAAGGACUGGUAUCAGCUUGUUGGAUUUUCAAGAUAUUCCUGCGAGCCCCAGGGAUAUGAAGCUGCCGCCGUCCACCUGGAAGCCGCUGCCACUUACUUUCGAGGAAAAAAUAUCUACAAACUUUGAAUUUGGAGGAUGGGAAACCACAAGUAAUUUUCUGUUUCAUUCUUUUAAGCUAAGCUUACAACGAUCUAGUCUUGGAAGAAGAUGGACCGACCAAUCAACUCAAUGACGUAGCCUCAAAUAGUGUACCUGAGCCCGUCAUGGAAUUGCAACCUGAGGAAGAUUUGAUCUUUCUGGGAGAAGUCGGCAAAGCAAUGAGUGUACCAUGGGGGACAUCUGCGAAGAAGAUAGCUAAACCAGACCCAAAGCCCACUGGAGAGGUCGAAUACGAGUAUGUCGAGGGCGGAUUCCCAAUAGCAAUUGCUCCUUCUAUGAAAGAAGACAACUUUCCGCCACUGCCAAGUGCAAGUAACUUUAAGGAUGCCGGCACGAAAGCUCCGAACUUCAUGGAUGCACCAUUUGAGGGCCCAAUUCUCACUUCCAUCUGGGAUACCAAGCACAUCAUUUCCAACGCCCGAAAAUCUAUUCCUCAACCACCCACGGAAGCUCCUCCAGUCACGGAUAUAGCCGCUCGUGCAGGUGGACUUCCACCUCUUCGCAUGCGCCCUCUUGUUAACCCUCUACCCGAGAAAGAAUAUGCACCAUAUGAUCCUAAAGACCCUUCAUUCCGAGCACAAAGAUAUUGGGUUACUUUCACUCGAAAAUACAAGUGCCCUCACCGGUUGUGCAAGUAAGUUGUGUUCAUUGCUCAAUUUCAACCUGUUUCUAACAAUUUUUAAAGGAAGAGCUUUGAUACUGAACCAGGCUUCAUCCAACAUUUACUUUCUGCCGCACAUGCCGGAAAUAAUAGACUUAUAUGUCCUAACUGCUAUGUAAGCACAAUACUCUUUCAUUGCAUGUCUCCUCAUCUAAAUCCUUAUCCACAUACGGUGUUGUUGCUUACAUGACUUGUCGACGCAAAUUCAAUCAUUAAGUGCCGAAGACUCCAUUCUGCCCCUUUCCCCCCACCCCCUGGCCGAAUUUAUUUCGCUAGCAAUUCGUCUAAAUGCCUGCAUUAUUUUCCAUGUUUGCUCCGAUAAUCAUUUCCAUGUUUUGCCAGAUGCUGUUCGCAAAGCUUUAAGUGGCACGAACUUUGUACAAGACUACUUUAGGCUGGCACUUACUAACUAUUUGAUAGAAAGGAUUCGGAACAUACACAGCCCUCACACAACAUUGCGAGUCUCAAGGAGUUCGUUGCAAAAUCCGGGACGCAGAUAACUACGGCAGGGUUGUGAACGAUAUCACUUCUAGUGUGGCGGAUGUAGAAGGUAGACAUGAAGAUGAAACCGUAAGAUACACCGUCAAGAAGGAGGGAUGGGGAGACGUGGCAAAAAGACAUCGAGAAGCAGAAGAGAAGAAUGCUAAAAACAAGAAUGACUAUUGGAAGAAGCAUGACGCGGAGUUUGAGUGGUAGAUGCUAGAUAGCAUGUAUGAUGGUAUUGCGGAAUCGUUUCUUACUGUAAAAGUUGAGAGGUGAGCUCGCUGGACGCAUUCUCACUUCGCUUCUCACGAAGCAAGGGGAAUGCUUAUCUUCGGAUCUGAACUUGGGCGUCGGGGUCCUGCUUUGGCUUUUCUUUGAUCCUCUCAGAUUACGUUGAUUUACAAUAAUAUCGAGAACGGUUUUAGCUAUCGGGAAUUAAAUAGCUUAUUACGCAAAUGAGUAGUU
Molecule: messenger RNA, 2613 nt
Organism: Sclerotinia trifoliorum
Lineage: Eukaryota; Fungi; Ascomycota; Leotiomycetes; Helotiales; Sclerotiniaceae
Source: the annotation of a GenBank genome assembly